AUGCAGUAGUAAUAGAACACUUAACAGGAUAGUUCUCAAACAGCUUCUAUUAUUUUCACACCUGAAUCAAAAUAGGUAUUUGAUAUAUCUCAUGCUUCUGCUAUUGAACAUGAUAAUUAUGAUUGCCAGUCCUCGCCAGGUGAAACUUCAGACAAUUAAAUGCAAGAUUAUCAUACCUUUGAUAGCCAUCAGUGGUAAUCAAGUAUUAAACGUAUGAGAGAAGAGGCUUUAAUGCGUCAAGAGCAAUAGCUAAUGCAACAAAUUGAGGAUUUGAAUUAUCACAGAAUGAUGGUUCAAAAUGAAUUGAUAAGGUUAAAAUAAGACUCAAAUAACGCUACACCAACUAAAUUCAUGAGCAAAAACCCUUCUUAAGUUGAUAUAAAUAAUGAAAGGCAAAACAAUUCCUAGUCAUUGUCUAACACACAGAAAAACACACCUCCUAAAGAAUUAGACCCAAAUCGAAGGUCCAGAGAUAGAAGUCCAAGUAAUGACCAAUCAGUGGAGAGGUCCUCUAUCUAUUCGUUAAAAAUGGGCAAAAUUAAGGAUAUGAUGAGCAACAAUACUAAUGAUUAAAUUAAUUCAGUUAAUAGUAGGACUGACGAAUAAAAUCUUAAAUAAUACUUUAGCAUUACUUUCAAGAAUGAGAGUAUCAACGAGAGUAACCACAAGAAAGAGUUUUCCUUAGGGGGAGAGUUUGUACCAGUUCAGACAGAACAUUCUGAAAUAGAUCCUGAUCAAAUUAGACAAAAUAUAGAGGAUGUUAGAACUAGUCUAGCCAGGGUGAAAGAUAUAGAGAAACUCUUGCUUGAAGAAUUCUAGCGAAAGAAAUAGCGUUAAAGCUUAAACGCUGAUAUGCCAUAAUCAUUAGCAAAUUACUAAAGCAAUAUACUUUCCUUACAAAAUCAAAAUAAGAUGAAUGUUUCAGGAUCAACAACUUCAAAUAACAUUGACAGUAGUUAUCACGAAUAUAUUAUGAAUAGAUUCUAAUAAAACUGCUAUAUGCUAAAGAGCUCCUCCAAGCCACAUCUUAAUAUGCCAAGAUAGAUUAAUGACAGGAAUCUUGAUCCAAGCAACAGUAAUAAAGAGCUUUAAUUUUCAUUCUCGAUUUAGUCAAAUGAAGGUAUUGAGGAAAAAAGAGUUAAAGGAGGACCUAAUUAAUCUGUAGAGAAAAAAUCUUGCGGCUCAGGAUAUAGAAAGAGCACUAACUCUAAAAGUACAGCUGAGUUAGGCAAAAUGCUAAAACCUCAAUAAUAAAGAACAAAGAAUUUGAUCUUUGGUGGAGAUAAAACUUCAGAUACCCAAAUAAAUCUAGUGAUUUAGACUCCUUAGUUGGAGGAGGUUUCAAGUACAAAUGACUCAAAUGGCAUUCAUAAAGGAUGUGACACAUCUAGCAAAUGUAAUGAAUCAUCCCAUACAAUUGAUAUAUCAGAAGAUCAAAACCAGCCCAAAGGUGAUUCAGAAGUAAGCAGUAAGAACUAGACCAUUAAGAUUGAAGGUGGUCGUCAUUAGAAAUUUACAAUCCAUGGUAUAUAUGAUGCAAAGAAAUCUAUACUUGAACCCAAAUUUUAUAACAGUCUUGAGCAAGCAAGUGCAGUUAUUAAUCAAGUAGCAACUUAAAAAUAACAGCCUAAUAAUAUAACUACUGAUAGAUAUAAAUAAUAACCAGUAAGGGUUCAAAAUCCGAAGUCUACCGUUUAAAAUACCAACAUAUACUAAAACUAAAAUGCCUAAAAUCCAAUUGGAAGAAACAGGAACUUAAUCCAAUAGAAAAUGGCUCAAAGAUAAGAGCAGGCUGUACUAUCGUAAUUAAAUCACUAAUCAGUUAUGCAAAAGAAUAGGUAGUCAGUUGAAAACAAUAAGUCAAAUUUUUAAACUGUGUAAAAAAAAUAAAUUCCCCAAAAUUCUACAUAAUCCUUUGCACAAACUAAAACUAGCAGAGAACUAUAAUCCUAAAAAUAAGAAUUAGUAAGCGUUUAAAAAAGCUAACCUUAAUAGCCCUAGCCUUCCUCUCAGCCUGUUCAUAAUCAUUCUCGAUAAAAUCUAGCUAGCAGAUUUAUUGAGUAAAACAAGUAAGCGGUAAGAGAGAAAAGUAAGGGUAUUAAUAUUAUGGAGAACACUCUAAACAGAUCAAACCAUAGAUUAACUUCAAAUAGAGACCAAAGCAACAAGAGGACGAGUGAUACUCCAGUUUAAUUAAAAAAUGAAUAGAGAUUGGGCUCUUUGACAUCAAGAACUAGAGAAUAAACAAAUAAAUCUAUUGGAAAGCAUGUACCAAAUCCAAGCAAAGUUAGUGAGCAAAUUGAAAAGCAUAAAAAUCUAAUGAGAAGCUCUAGGUCUGAAAAGAACCUUGAGACAAUAACUUUCGCAAAAAGAAACGUUAAUCCAAUCUCAAAGAAUGAUACAAGUGCAUUUGAAAAUAGUAAACUAAAUAAUCAUGAAAAAUCAUAAUUAAUAAGUGAAAAUUCAAUUUCUAAUCAUGCAGCACAAGGUAAUUGGGUUAGCUCAUUCUAAGAUAAGGGUAAUAAUAGAAAUGACAAGGUCUCUAAAUUUAUUGUAACAUCUCCUAGUAAAAAUUUGAAGGCAAGGCUCUAUUUUAACACUAAAAGAACUGAUAAAGAUAAUUGUUCAGCCGAUAGAUAAACUGCUUUAACUGAGAAUAAUUGA
Stylonychia lemnae is the source of this 2664-nucleotide messenger RNA. Lineage: Eukaryota; Ciliophora; Spirotrichea; Sporadotrichida; Oxytrichidae. The record is from the annotation of a GenBank genome assembly.